AUGAAGGCGGCCGUCGCUUACUACCCCUUUUUCUAUUUCGCGCUGCUGACCCCAGCCUGCCCACGCCAGCAGCAGCAGCCGGCGCCAGCGCCUGACCCCCUCACCGGCCCUCGAGUCGAUCUCAACUACACCACAUACGUGGGCUCGCAGCUGCCCAAUGGCGUCAACCAGUUCCUGGGCAUGCGAUACGCCGCCGCCCCACUCGGAGACCUCCGAUGGCGAGCCCCCCUCGAGCCCCCUUCGACAGGCCAGGUCCAGCCCGCCCUCCAGUUUCGGUCGAUAUGCCUGGGUCUCGGCAUGCCGUAUCCGCAGGAGGGCCACGACGAGGACUGCCUCUUCGUCAACGUUUGGGCCCCCGCCAACGCCACGGAUCAUUCGAGAUUGCCCGUCUGGGUGUUCAUCCAGGGAGGAGGCUACGUCUCGCUCACCAACGCGAACUGGAACGGCACCGAUGUCGUCCAGAGAUCGGGAAAUAACAUCGUGAUGGUCAAUUUCAACUACCGCGUCGGCCUGUGGGGGUUCCUUGCUAGCGAGAGGCUCAGACAGGACGGUGACCUGAACAUCGGCAUGCUGGACCAGCGGCGACUCCUGCUGUGGGUCCAGGAUCAUAUCACGAAGUUCGGAGGCGACCCGAGCCACGUCGUCAUCCACGGAGCCUCGGCGGGCGCCGGGUCGGUGGCGCUGCACCUCACGGCCUACGGCGGGCGCGACGACGGCCUCUUCGUGGGCGGCGUGUGCGAGUCGCUCUUCUUCCCGGCCCAGCCGUACCUGUCGGAGCUGGAGUGGCAGUUCGACCGCGUCGUCCGGCAGGCCGGGUGCGGCGCCGCCGACCGCACCGCCCAGAUGGCCUGCCUCCGCGGCAAGGACACGGCCGCCCUGCAGGCCGCCAACGUGGCCUCGGCGUUUCCCGGGAGGACGGCUCCGCCGACGCCGCUGUUCUACUGGACGCCGUGCGUCGAUGGUGUCAUGAUCGAGGACUUGCCUUAUCUGCUGUUCGAGGAGGGUAGGUUUAUCAGGGUGCCUGUCCUGUUCGGAACCGACACUGACGAGGGCUCCAUAUUCGCCAUCGACGCCACAACACACGACGAGAUCGGCACCUUCUUCCAGGACAACUUCCCCCGGCUAGCAGCCAACGACACAGCCAUGAUCCUCAACCGCUACGCCCUCCAACCAGCCCUGCCCAAGCACGGCCCCUGGUUCCCGACCGCCAGCCUUGCGUACGGCGAGGCGACCUUCAUCUGCCCGACGAUCAACGUGCUAGCCGCCCUCGCGGCCGGCGGCGGCGGCGGCGGCGUCGCGCCCCCGGCCCCCUCGUCGCUGUCGUCGUCGUCGUCGUCGUCGUCCUCGUCGCCGACCCACGUCAUAGGCCCGGACAUCUUCGCCUACCGGUACGACGUCCGCGACGCGGACAACGCGGCCGCGGGCCUGGGCGUCCCGCACAUCUUCGAGGCGGCGGCCGUGUUCGGCCCCGGCCCGGGAGGCGUUGGCGCCGCGGGCCCGGCGGCGGCGGGGUAUGGGACCUACAACGCGCCGAUAGUGCCGGUUGUCAUGGAUUACUUCAUCUCGUUUGUGAGGGCACUGGAUCCGAAUCCGUUCCGGGAUGGGGGGGCGCCUAGGUGGGAGGGGUGGUGGAGCGGGUGCGGGGGCGGCUGGUUGGGUGAUGGUGAUGGCGGGUGGGCGGACGACGGGUUGUGGAGGAGGGGGCCGAGGAGGUCGUGGAGGAGGCUGGUGAUCGACACGGGGAAUACGAGGAUGGAGGACGUGCCGGCGGAGCAGGUGGACCGGUGCGACUUUUGGGCGUCGUUGGCGAGCACCACGCGGCAGAAGGCGAGGAAGGGGUGAGGAUGCAGUGCAGCUAGAUCACUUUCCCGGCACGGCUUGUGCCUCUGGGGUUUGCAUUUGGGCGAUGGCAUUUGGGCGAUAAUGGGAUAGACACCUGAGUUGGCGACGGAGAUUGCUGGGGGGGAUG
Molecule: messenger RNA, 1969 nt
Organism: Phialemonium atrogriseum
Lineage: Eukaryota; Fungi; Ascomycota; Sordariomycetes; Cephalothecales; Cephalothecaceae
Product: Alpha/Beta hydrolase protein
Exons: 5
Coding region: 1-1842 (613 amino acids)
Source: RefSeq, a predicted model, not a curated record